Drosophila takahashii is the source of this 472-nucleotide messenger RNA. The record is from RefSeq and is a predicted model, not a curated record. Lineage: Eukaryota; Metazoa; Arthropoda; Insecta; Diptera; Drosophilidae.
UUCCGAAAUUAAUGCAUGGCCGGCAAUUAAAUGUGAAUAAAAUGUUAAAGUUAUCGGGCUAAAAAAGAAAAGGAAAACACAACCCCAACAACCCAGUGACGUUUUCUUAAAGAAACGCAAAAGAAGAAGACUAGAUGAAAAUGCAGUGGUUAGAACAGGACAACUCCCGUACUUUUCCCGUGGUUAACCGGGUCAUCGAUGGAGACCCAGUUCCGGAGCCCGAACCGGAAGAAGAUUGGUCGGACGACGAUGACGAUUCGUACGAAGAUGAUUACUACGAUAACUAUGCCAAUUACUAUGAUGAGAACUAUGCCGAUAACUCCCAUGACGACCCUCCCGAUUCUCCGGCUCCAAUUGCUUAACUUUUUUACUUUCGAGACCGGCUUUCCAUGAUCUUUAACUAUUUUUAUUCAUUAAUUCUUCAAUUAUUUGCUGCUUACAAGCUGAAUAAAACAUUCACUUUUUAAACUCU